Molecule: messenger RNA, 4007 nt
Organism: Mercenaria mercenaria
Lineage: Eukaryota; Metazoa; Mollusca; Bivalvia; Venerida; Veneridae
Product: protocadherin Fat 4-like
Exons: 15
Coding region: 1-3492 (1163 amino acids)
Biological process (GO): homophilic cell-cell adhesion
Cellular component (GO): plasma membrane; extracellular region
Molecular function (GO): chitin binding; calcium ion binding
Source: RefSeq, a predicted model, not a curated record
AUGGCAUUCCGUGUUGAUCAAUACAACGGCACGAUUAGCACAUUCUGCGGUGACUGCCAAGCGGAACUUGACCGAGAAAAGGUCGAGGUUUAUUUCAUAACGUACACUGCUACAGAUCUAGGCGGCAGGAGUAAUUCUACUUCCCUUGUUGUACAUCUGACAGACCGGAAUGACAAUACUCCUGUUUUCGCUAGGCCUACGUAUUCUACAUUUAUCCGAGAAAAUGACCCGAGUUAUAAUUCAACAGCACUGGUCAAACUUGAGGCAUUUGAUGCUGACGAACCUUGGACUAACAAUAGUGAAAUACGGUAUGAAAUCAUGCAAGUAUCUCCAGAAAGCAUGGAACUAAACAUAACAAUAAACCAUAAGUCGGGCGAAAUGUUUCUGAGUCCUGCCAUUGAUUAUGAAAAACUAAAACAUGCAGCUGGGAUCAUUAGAGUAACUGUGGAAGCUCGAGAUCUCGGUUCACCCUCAAGAGCCAGUAAUGCAUCCCUACAGAUUACAGUUCAGGAUGUAAAUGACAAAACACCAGUUUUUAACUCAUCUACAUUCUGUGCUAAAAUAACCGAAAACUCGACCUCAAUUGCAACUGCUUUAACUCCUGUCGGUAGAGUAUUUGCAUCUGAUGCUGAUGGUACAGAUCCAAAUAACAAGUCUCAAUUUUUCAUAACCGAUGGUGCAAAUAAUGAUUUCACUGUAAAUUCAUUAACUGGAGAAGUUAGUGUGCAGAUUAAUAGAGAGCUUGAUAGAGAAACAACCCCUAGUUAUAAUGUAACAAUAAUUGCGAUAGAUCAGGGUGCUCCUCCGUUGACGGGUACCGCUACACUCAGUAUAGACAUCAUUGAUAUAAAUGAUGAGUUUCCAGUCUUCAGUCGAACAAGUUAUACAGUUCAAGUCUUUGAAAAUGAACAUAUAGGAAAGAUCGUAAUUGAUUGUCCAGCUACUGACGCGGAUGAAAAUAACAAGCUAGAAUACACAAUAAUAAAGACAGAAGCUAAAGAUGAAUUAGGUCAUAAUGUCAACUACACUCUGGUUGAAAAUUAUUUCAGCAUCCACGAAAACAACGGAUCAGUUUACGUUAGUAAUCCGCCAGACAGAGAAACUGCUAAAACUGUUGAGCUUACUGUUCAAGUUACAGACACAAACGCGUAUCAUCCUUAUCCACAAACUGCGGAAGCACAACUCACGAUCAUGUUGCUGGACGUCAAUGACAAUCAUCCAGAUUUUGUAGGACUUCCUUAUAACAUCAACGUGUCAGAAAAUGCACAGGAUAACACAAUUUUGCUUACAAUUCAAGCAACAGACAAAGAUGAAAAUAGGAUUAUAAGCUACAGUAUCAACAGAUCUUCAACGGAGUCAAUUUCGUUUGACAUAGAUCAAGUCACAGGCGUUCUCACUAAAAUAGGACCUCUUGACAGGGAAACCACGUCGCCAGUAACGUUACAUAUAACUGCUACAGAUAAUGGUGUACCUCCAUUAAGUUCAUCAACUGAAGUUUUUGUGACCGUCCUCGACGUUAAUGACAACGCUCCACAGCUUUUUAACUUCAAAGAUGAGAUAAGUAUUCCGGAGAAUCUCUCUAUUAAUGCGCUUGUGCUUCAGGUUACAGCAAUUGAUACUGACAUCGGUCCAAAUGCACAUGUCACAUACCAAAUAGAGGAUGAAGAUGACGGAAAAUUUAAAAUCGAUCCAAUUACUGGUCGUAUUGAAGUAUCGGCCGAGUUGGACAGAGAAACAAAGCCUACUUAUACUUUGAGGAUAAAAGCACAAGAUAAUCCACUGAAUCCAAAAGAACAGAAAUCCACAUCAGACGUCUUAACUGUUAAACUAAUUGAUACAAACGAUAACUCUCCAUACUUUAUGGGCUCGUUGUAUUCCAAACGUAUUUUAGAGAAUACAGAAAUCGGAACAUUGGUAGUUAAAGUUUCUGCAGAAGAUGCAGAUGAACCAGGAACAAACAACAGUUUAAUUAGCUACUCAAUUAGCUACAAUACAUCCCCACCCGGCUUAUUUGAAAUAAACCAGUUUUCUGGUGAUAUAAUUCUAAACAAAUCAUUAAUAGGAGAUGUCAGGUCGUACCUUAUUGGCCUGGUUGUUGAAGACCAUGGAGAUCCUAAACUACAGACCAAUUCAGUUGUAAAUAUUACCGUACUGGAUGUAAACCUAAAUGCACCUGUUAUAACAAACGUGCCCAGCAAUAACAUAAUAAAAGUUUAUGAGUGCGUGGAUGUUGGAUACGAGAUAUUUCACUUUAACUACUUUGACGCUGACAUGGGCAUAAACGCACAGGCAGACUUUAAUAUCAGUGAAAUAGACUGCGGAAUAUCUGACAGCAUUUUUGACGUGUUUGAAAUAGAACCUGUUGGAACUCUUAAAGUUAUCGGAAAAUUGACUAAAGACUCAUAUAGGUUCCAAAUACAAGUGACAGACAGAGGUGUACCACCACUAUCAUCUGACAAGAUAACAGUUAUAGUUAGAGUAGUCGAUGUGAACGAUCAUUUGCCGUCAUUUAGUGAAGACAAUAUAACAUUUCGUGUGAAAGAAAACCAGCCAGCCGGUGAGGUCGUUGGUAGCGUACAAGCUCAUGAUCCUGAUCAAGAUUCAGUGACAUGUUAUAAUAUCGAAGAUGACAAUGUGGCUAAAGUAUUCGCCAUCGAUUUAAAUAAUGGUCGCAUCUUUACAAAAGUGAAUCUUAACUACGAAAAUGCAACCAAAUUCAUGUUCACCGUUCACGUAAUAGACUGUUCUAUCGCAGUCAAUAUCACUGAAUGCGGGAAUAUCACAGCCUCAAAUCAGGCAGAUUAUAGGGACACAAUUAAUGUCACAAUAAAUGUUAUUGAUGUCAAGGAUAUUGCACCAGUGUCGAGCACACAGGGAAUGUGUGUAGGAUAUAACAGCUGGAACUUUACAAGUCCUUGCAACAAAACUAGCAUUUUGGAGGGGAACUUUAAAUUCCCCCAUCCAACAUCAAGAAACAAGCUUUUGAUAUGUGACCUGUCUUGUAACACAUAUGUAGCAUUUUGUCCACCCAACGAGGUAUUUCAUGACAAAUGCUUAGUUUGUGCUCAUCCAAACCAGACGUUUUCAGCAUCAUGCAGCAAACGGGCAUUUGAUACGAUCAACCCAUGCUCAAAUCAAAGUAUUUCCGCAGGAAAACGGUUCUUCCCACAUCCAAAUGAUGAUAAAAUGUAUAUCCACUGCGACACGAAGGGCACUCCUUGGGUUCAAGACUGUCCACCAGGGUCUGUGUGGGAGCAAACCAAACUGGCAUGUACUCUACCACUGGCAUAUAACCCAUGCCACCAACGAAGAGUCACGAGCCAGUCUCUGUUCCCGCAUUACUGCGAUCCACGUUCAUACAUACACUGCAAUGAAUAUGACCAGCCUUUUAUACAUAUCUGUCAGAAAAACUACUUGUUCUUACCAUGGGAUUUAACCUGUGCACCGCCAGGAUUUCCCGGGUCAGAAUAUCUCCGGUUUAAAUGUCACUGAUGAAUACGAUUUCCAAAAUGUAUACAAACAUUGUAUCCUUGUUAAAACUAUUUGUGUUUGCUUUUACAAAUAAGUGUUAUAACAAUGAGAAAAUAAUUGUAGAACCAGAUUUCAUUGAUUUUAUUCUACUUACAGAUAUUUUCUAAACAUGACUUUGGUAAUAACAUUAAAUACAGUUCCCUGCAUGAACAUUCAGAUUUUUUUCUCAUGCUUUUAACUUGCUAUCUACGAGGAAGAUUAAAAUAAGUUCCGAAACAGCAGUCGUAACAUUUUUACUGUUAAAGCUACAUGUCACAUGUCAUUGGAUAUAAAAUAUCAUCGUAAAACUUUUCUUUGUAAAUUAUAUCUAUUUACAAUUUGUAGGUAUUGACAGGGACGUUUACGCCAUGUUUGUUUAAUUCGAAUGCAAAUCUUUGUUGUUUCUUUUAACCUUAAUCAUUAAUAUGGUACAGUUUGAUAUAAUCAUGUUAUUAUUUGCUAUUGUAUCUACAACUUGAAAUGAAUAAGAUGAAUAA